Messenger RNA from Tribolium madens (black flour beetle), 832 nucleotides. RefSeq names its product methylated-DNA--protein-cysteine methyltransferase. The transcript is spliced from 2 exons. Gene Ontology annotation, molecular function: methylated-DNA-[protein]-cysteine S-methyltransferase activity. Gene Ontology annotation, biological process: DNA repair. The record is from RefSeq and is a predicted model, not a curated record. Bases 217 to 762 code for a protein of 181 amino acids. Lineage: Eukaryota; Metazoa; Arthropoda; Insecta; Coleoptera; Tenebrionidae.
AUUGCGUUAAAAAUUACAAUAAGUAAAUUUAAUAAAUUAUUUAAGACAAGUCUGAGUAACAAGCUUGUUAGCAGACACCCGUAAUUAUUUUUUUAAAUUAUUCAAAUAAAACGACAAAUUAAAAAUCGAUUCAGUGGUGCCAACGUAACAACAAAAUUACUACAAAUCCCUAAUUUUUUUCUUCAUUAUCGAAAUACAAAAAAUAGUGGUUUAAAAAUGGGUGAAAUUGCGUUAGCCCCGGUCCGUAAAAUCGGCCCCAAUGCCCACAAACAGGGCCCCCCUGUGGUGCUGGAGUACGGCACAGCCCCCACAAAAUUCGGGAAUUGCCUAGCAGCGUUUCAGGCACAUGGCAACACUCUCUGUUUCCUCAAAUUCUACGACGGUGAGCCCCCUUUGGGAAGUUUAAGACAAGCCUGGCCCAAUGCCACUCUACACAACGAUUUGUUGAUUUCCUCAAACAUUGAAAAGUUGUUUGAGGGCACAGUUUCGUACAAUUUGUUGCUCAAAGGGACAGAUUUUGAGGUUGAGGUGUGGGAGGCCCUUUUGAGGGUGAAAAAGGGCAAGACUGCGAGUUAUGAGGAUAUUGCAAAGGCUGUGGGGCGCCCUAAGGCUGUGAGGGCCGUAGGUAGAGCCGUUGGUAAGAACCCAAUCGCGUAUGUCGUGCCCUGUCACAGAGUUAUCAAGAAAAAUGGGGCUGUUUAUAAGUAUGCGUCGGGGGCUGAGAGGAAGAAGAGGUUGUUGGAGGAUGAGGGGGCGAUUUAAAUGCUUGCUACAUUGAUACAUUUAUUAUACUUAUUAUUUUGAAGGUCAUAAUAAAUUUUUUUUUACAAAG